UACUAUCAUCAGACAGACUAUAAUGAAGAAUAUUCCUGUUACCGCGGUAUAAAUAGAGAGUUUAAGCACACGCGACGAUAAGGAUACCGAUAACAAUAGAACCUACCGUCAUCGUUUCCAUUAUGGUUGUGGUAAAACUAAAUUAAGCACAAACAACGGUAGGGAGCGGCGACCUGACGCAAUAGAAGGAUUUCGUGAGAAUGACACACUUCCUUGUUUACGACACGAGAUAUGUUUUAAAAGCCUCGAAAAAUCCCCUUCUAGAGUUAAAUAAAAUAUGGCUGAAAACAAUAUUAACGACGCUCUGGCAAUCGCUCAUAACUUAAAUGUAAUCGAUGACGAAGAACUGGCUCUUUUAGAAUUUGAGAAUAGGCCGAAGCCUUAUCUGGAGAUUCCAUAUUGGCAGUACAAAAAAUUUGACCUUGAUGAAAUGACAAAUGACGAGUGUAAAGGCGAGUUCAGAUUUGAGAAAAGAGACAUUUUUAAUUUACAAGAAAUUUUUCAUUUCCCAGAAGAGAUAGUAACAUACAACAGAAUUAGAGUCGACACUACGGAAGCUAUCUGCAUAUUAUUGAAACGUUUUGCCUAUCCAUGUAGAUAUAUGGACAUGAUCCCAAGAUUUGCUAGGCCAGUACCUGAAAUUUGCGUGAUUUUUAAUACUUUGAUGCGAAUGUUUUAUGAGCAGUGGGGUUUUUUAUUGAAUUCUUUCGAGAGAGAAACACUAUCGCCAGUGAAUCUUCAAAGAUACGCAGAUGCAGUGCACGAAAAAGGAGCACCUUUAAGAAACUGCUGGGGAUUCAUUGAUGGAACUGUCAGACCAAUCUCCAGACCUGGCAUUAACCAGAGAGUCCUUUAUAAUGGACAUAAAAGAAUCCAUGCAAUAAAAUUCCAAUCUGUCGCUACUCCAGACGGUCUUGUUGCUUUUCUACAUGGUCCAUUUGAAGGAAGAAGGCACGAUAGUGGAAUGCUACGAGAAUCUGGCCUUUUGCAAUUACUCGAGCAGCAUUCUGUUUCUCCAAAUGGUGAUAUUAUGUGCAUUUAUGGAGACCCUGCAUACCCCCUUAGGCCACAUCUUCAAGCCCCAUUCAGAAAUGCAGAUCUGAGAGAAAGGCAGCACCUGUGGAAUCAACGGAUGAGUGCAGUCAGAGUCAGCGUGGAAUGGUUGUUUGGGGACAUAAUAAACUAUUUUAAGUUUUUAGACUUUACGGUAGUACUACGUCAGAAUUUUUUCAGCUUGAACCACCAAAUAUUGUAAAUUAUUUUCAGCAUCCAUGAAUCAAAUAAAAACAAUUGCAAUAAAAAAGUUACUUCUAACAGAGUUUGUACUCUCUUAUAAUCUCUUUGCUUUUGAGGGUGCUCACGAUUGACAUAUACACUUACCAGGGGGGGGGGGGCACCAAAGAGUUGAUGUGAUUUUUGAGGAGAGUAGAGGGGUAUCACAAAGUUGACAACAAUCUUCGCAUUACUAUUAUUAUAUUUGUGACUAUUUCUUAUGAAUGUGAUUCAAAUGCACCUAUUAAAUAAAAGUGAAAAUUUAAAACCCUUUUGCCUAUGACAACAAUAAAGGAACAUUGAUUUGCAAGGAGAACAAUGUAAUAAGAGAUUUGUAGAUUCACUUAUCAGUAUGUAAAAGUAGAUAAACAGAUAACUAUAGACAAAAGUUGGAGCAAGAGAAAAUUUUAUAAUAUGAUUCUUACAUAUGACUAUAUAUGAAAAUGCGGGUGAAAAUAAAAAAAUUAAUUCUAAAAUUAUUGUGUAGCAUUAAAAUGCUGCAUCAGUGUCAUAAUUAAACUGUUCUGAUGCUGCAACUGUACGUUAAUUUGCGCCAACAUCUCAUUUUGCCUUUCCAACUGAUUUUCGAUGGCUGUCAGACGCUUCUCCUCCCUUUCUCGCUGCCAGGACCUCUCUUUCUCCGCAUCCUCUCUCUUCUUCUCUUUCUCCUCCAAUGUACGCUCGUUCAACUCAAACUCCUUUUUUUUCCAUUCAAUAUCAAUUUUUAUUUUUUCGUUCAAAAACUGGAAUGUGUCACUUCCAGUUCUCCUCGCCCUUUUCUCCUUUCCCUUUCCAGCGUCACUUGAUUUUCUCUUUGCUGACUCUCCCAUACUCUCCAUCGACAGUCUUCGCAUCUCCAACCCUUUCUCGGCAUCUAAAGCCACCUUAUUAGCUUUCUCUUUUGCUGAAUUUGCUUCCUCUAAAUUGGCUGUCUCAAAAAGUUCAAUAAGCUCAUCCAAAAGUUUUUCAAUAUCAGUAAUAUCAGGUGAUAUACUGCUGGCCCUUUCUUCCUCUCUAUUUUUUGAUUUCCUCUUCUCGAAGAGAAAUUGAAACCGCUCUCUAGUGGACCUCUGGUUUGUUCCAAACACAGGACAUUCUAUUAAGUUUAAUGUAUCUGCAAUUUUCUUCCAUUUAUCCCCUCUCUCUGCACUGCCAGCCCUCGUCAACCAAAUUUCCGAAUUUAAUACUUCUCGUAGUAAAAGCUCAUCAUGGGCACUUGUCCACUUAAAUCGUUCCCUUAAAAACAAUUUUAAAAACAGGUAAUAAAAUUUUCAGUGUUAACCCUAAAGUUUUCAGGGAAUCUUGUUAAUUACUCUUGAUGUUAAUUUUAACUGUUGGUGCGGUUGGCCUAUUAAACAAUACCCUCAGAAAAAAUACAUGGUGAUUACUGCAGGCAAAGCUAAAAGAAUUACUUUAGCAAAAAAACAUUAAUCAGGCAAGUUCUUGACUUUCACUACUGAAAUCAGUAGCAUUUCAGUAAAAUCCUGUAGCUUCAAACUACGGACAUGGAUCUUACAACAUUCAACAAAUUUGCAGGCCUGUUUUCAUCAUGAAAAAAAACUACAAAUUGUUUAAAACAGUAAGAAACUCACAACUUACCCAUUAGAUUUUUUGUUUGAUGAUGAGGAAGCCAUUUCCAGUUAAAAAUCCGCAAAAAAUGCAAAGCAAUUCAACAUACAACCCUAUCGUUGUCAGAGAACGAUAGAUCUGAUUUCUAACGAUGAGUGAAAACGAUAACGGAAGGGGAAUCUCCUAUGACACGUGCGCACUAACAAGAUUAGGCUGCCUAUGGUUAUCGUUAUGGUUAUCGUCGCCUGUGCUUAAACUGCCUAAUAUACAAAAGGUGUGAUAAAGUUAGACAAAAGAAAUUUUAUUUAAUACAGGUUAAUUAGUUAGGUGGAGUUCUAUUGUUCAUGAGAUAAAACUUGUUUUCGUGUCGGCAUUUGGAGAUUAAUUCGGAUCGUUUGUUUAGAAGGGUGUUGUUAUUUGCUUUGAUGAUGUAUAGUUUUUUUGUUAAGCAUAGGUCACACCUUUUUGUAAUGUUGUUGUAUGGUUUGGCUGAGGUGAUGAUGGUCCAUUGUAUGUCAUAAUCCUUGUUUUUGUCUUUAAGUUCCCAGAUGUAUUUUGAUAGUUCGGUACUGUUGGCGUAUUUUCGGUUGCGGAAUGAGAGUUUGUGUUGUGUAAAUCGUUGUUUGAAGGUUCCUUCUGUUAGGCCAAUGUAGUUUUUGCUGACAGUGUCUGAUGACAGUGACAUGAAUAAUAGAACUCCACCUAACUAAUUAACCUGUAUUAAAUAAAAUUUCUUUUGUCUAACUUUAUCACACCUUUUGUAUAUUUAUACCGCGGUAACAGGAAUAUUCUUCAUUAUAGUCUGUCUGAUGAGUGCGUAAGCACGAAACUCGGAGUAACGGAGAACAUGUCUCAUUUCUAGUAUAUAUUCUAUUUUAUUAUAUCUAUUGCUCUGUGCUUUUGCACAUCGAGCACUGUCACGUCAGAAUAGACAACGCAAUCUGGAAUAUAUAUAUACAUAUAUAUAUAUACAUAUACGCAAAUACAGAAUUUAUGUAUAUGUAUAUAUAUAAGUACUAAUAUGAAGAAAAGAAAAAGCAAAGAAAAAGGAGGGGGAGGGGGGGGGGUUAUUGAAGAUACGUAAACUGUUUAUUAAGUCCAGAAGGAUAUAAAGUUACAAGUUUAAAAAUUAUCCGUUUUUCCAGUGACUUUCUCUUUGCACUGUCCGUUUGGGCAAACAAGAGGCCAAGAACUACCAUGUUAUCUUCUGUGUGAUUCGCCAGGUGAAAAUGUUUGGAAAUGUUGCUAUCAGGAUCACUGUCAUGUUUGUUGUUGAGGUGGAUUUUGUUCCUGACAUUACGUAAAUGCUCACCAAACCUGUUGUCAAUCUGGCUUGAUGUUUCACCAAUAUACAGAACAUUACAUUUGGUGCAAGAGAUGCAGUAUGUGACAUAUGAGGAAGACCAGGUAAAGCUUGAUUUAACAGUAAAUGACUUGUAACCAUUAGAAAGGUGGUAGAUGGGUUGAUGUGGUUGCAGGUUUGACAGAGGUGGUGGUGGCAUAGUAAGGUACCAGGAGAUUCAGGUGAAAAAGGUUGCUGCGUACAAGGUAGUCUUUGAUGUUUUUAUCCUUUUUGUAGGUCAACAGAGUUGCAGCUUUGAAUAUUUUCUUUGUAAUUGAGUCGUUGUGUAGAAUGGAGAGGUUUUUGUAUAUAAUUUAUUUAAUUUGUUUGUUGAGUGGGUGGUAGGUGAAAGCAAAAGCUAUAGGGUUAUCAGAAUUUGUUAUGUCGACCAGUUUAAGGGCCUCAUCCUGAGUGAUGUUGUUGACUUUAGCGAUAGCAGACAUAGUUAUCUUUUCAGGAUAAUGAUUGUGAUGGAAAAAGGAUGUCAUUUUUUGAAAAUCAUCGUUGCUGGAGAAGAUGCAGCAAAGACGACGUAGCUGAGAGUAUGGAAUGGAAUUUCUGCAUUUUUGAGGAUGGGAACUCACAGAGACAAAACAGGAAACUCAAAGAGACAACGCAGAAUGGCUAACAGAGUUGAGAAAUAACAAGGUAGAAUGUCAGCAAGAAAAAUUUGAAAUUACAGUAGAGAUGGUUACACAACAAUGCAAAAAGCUCCCUAAUUGGAAAGCACCAGGACCUGAUGGGGUCCAAGGAUUCUGGCUCAAGAAUAUGCAUAGUCUACAUAACCGGAUAGCAACUCAGAUGAACGAUAUCAUUAACAAUAACAUAAGUAUACCUGAGUGGAUGACGAAAGGUAGAACUGUACUAUGCCAGAAAGACCCAGCAAAGGGUAACGAAGUAGGAAACUCGAGACUGGGAUUGUGUCGAAGAAGAUAUACAGUUACUUUGAAGCAAACAAUAUUCUACCUAACGAACAAAAGGGAUGUAGAAAAAAAAGCAAAGGAACAAAAGAUCAGCUUUUGAUUGAUAAAACGAUCCUAAGGGAUUGCAAAAAGAAGCAUAAGAACCUUGCUAUGGCUUUGAUCAAUUGCAUAAAGGCCUACAACAUGGUGCCGCAUUCCUGGAUAUUAGAAAGUAUGAAGCUGAUAAACAUCUUGGAAAGUGUUAUUAAGUUCAUCCAAGGGUCCAUGUCAAAGUGGAAGCCAGAGUUGACAGCUUGAGGUGAGUCUAUAGGGGAGGUUUAUAUAAAGAGAGGAUUUACCAAGGAGAUAGCUUGUCACCACUGUUGUUUUUUAUUUGUAUGGUGCCAUUAUCUGAUGUAUUGAGAAAAAUGACACAAGGAUAUACCCUAGGGUCUGUAAAAACAAACCACUUAUUGUUUAUGAAUGACCUGAAGUUGUACUGCAAGAUCGAAAAAGAAAUUAACAGUAUGGUCUCAACAGUCUACUCAGUAAGUAAGGAUAUUGGAAUGGAAUUCGGUUUUCAAAAGUGCGGAGUGUUAAUAAUGAAAAGGGGAAACCUGUAAAAUCCCAGGGGAUAAAGCUAAGUGACGAAGUUGUGGUUAAUGUAGGAGAAGAUGGAUAUAAAGCUUAAAGAGACUGUUGAGUCUCUAAUAGUCAUGCGUACUUCUUUUCCUUUUUACACUACCUCUCACAUGCAUUGCCACUGACAGCCUAAUUGCUGGCCCUAGGUCAGCUUUAGGUCCUCAUUCAGUCUAGCUGUACUAAUGAGCCCUGAAAUGGGGUGAAACCGGUCUACAGCCGACUGUUUGAGGUGUCAGUGGCUUUCUUUACUUCACACAUGGAUAUAAAUACCUUGGUAUUUUUGAAUGGGAUAAGAAUCAGGAAAGGAAUUAUGGCACUCUUGUAUUUCCAAGGCUAAUCUUAAUAUUCAACCGUAGGGCCACUCUUGUCUUUUCAAGGCUUAUCUUAAUAUUCAACCAUAGGGCCACUGGCAAGCCCGCGUAGCGGGCUUCAUAGGGGAGCUAGUCUUCUGUUAAUUGUAAGGUGCAUAUUUUCAAUUUGAUACAUUACAUUUGUCAUGUAGAGGCAGGGUUGAAAGUUGCCUAAAAACAUUUUGGAAGCCCCGAUCCAUUUGUGGUCCUCGUUUAACUACUUUCACGUGUUACCCUCUUAAUUUCUCCUGUUUAUUCUAAUUGCAAUGUUUCUAAGUUUCCAUCUUUGUUUAUCUAUUGAUGAAUCGUUGAAAUACUUUGCAGGCUUAUCUAAAAGCUCUGCUAAUUAUUCUGAAUUCUACUUUAAAGCUUGACAACAACAUGCUUCUGCCAGCCCCCACCAAUUAUUAAUCCUCGUUGACACAAUUUCAUUCCUAAAAGUUCUCCUAUUUAGUCAGAAUCAAAUUUUAAGGUUCUUCAACAAAUUUAAAAAUUUUUUAGUUGUACACUCGUAGCCCUUGUCGACUUAAGGGGCUUUUUUAAAUAUUUUCUAAUGUCAUUCUUAGAGCUGUAAUGUUCAUUUUAAUGCACUUCGUUCAAUCUUUGUUCACUUGUGAUGCUGUUUUAAGACAUAAUUGCGGGCCACCCUCAAAGCUCCCUGUUUAUUCUGAAUCAAAUAUUAAAAUUUUCCAACACAAUAUUCCUGUUAGCCGUUAUUUUCAUGGUGCUCGUUUAGAUAAAUAUCAUCUGAAAAUUUCUUAAGAAAAAAAAUUCCUAAAAAAGUAUGUUGAUUCAUAAAAAUGUUUAAUGAUUUAUGAUCUAAACUCCAAAGAAUUAAAAUAAUUACAAACUUUUUUCAUUUGAGGGCCUGGUAUCAUAUCUUCGUCACAAUUAGCUUUGAAAACACUGCAGCAACAAAGCACUUAAGAAAUUGAAAGAUAGAAAACAGCAAAAGUUUCGUGCAUCAGAAAGGGUUCUUAAAUCUUCAUAAAUUUAGUCAUUUUCUCCACAGUCAUGGUUGUUUCUUGUUUCUUUGUUCGAUUAAACGCCAGCAUCAAUGUCAUAAAUUUCCUUUCGAAGGUCCGAGAAUCACGUCUGUGUCAUAAUUAUUGCUUGAAACACUCUUUGGUCUAGAUGAAGAACAAAAAAAUAAUGAAGAUAUUAUUCCAUGGUUAAUGAAAUCGAUGGUCAUAAUGCUUUGUAAAAAUUUCAGAAAAAACGUUCGACCCGAGAGCUUAGCCACCCUUUUAACGACAGGUUUUUAGUGUAAUUUCAUCAAAUUAAGCAUAAAAUCGUUUGAAAUUGUUCUUGUUAAGCAAACAAUACGGCAAAUCCAUUUUCCUUUAAGGACAAAACUACAAAGAGGUAAAAAUUUAAGAGAAACAUGUUUGUGACGGGUCUAGCGACUCCUUUUAGCAACCGGUUUUUAGUAUAAUUUCACCCAAAUAAGCAAAAAGUCAUUUGAAAUGAUUUCUAGAAUGAUUCACUUACAAUUGCGAAAAUGCUCUCAAAUCUAUAAAUAAUUUUAACUUGAGAGACAGGCAAAUCCUAUUUGUCUCUGUGGGAAAAUCUUCUAACUCAUACGCUCCGCGAGCAUUAUUCAAUUAGUUCGCUUUGAUUACCAGUGUCUAUUGUUCAAAAUUCAGUCUCGCAUUCCAGUGAAAUGGCUUCUGCCUCUAAAUAUUUUACCUGUUGUUUCAAAAUGACUUAUAGCUCGGAUUCUGCUCAAAAUUAAAAAAAAAGAAUUAUAGAAAAGUUUUAGGUUAGAGGAUGCUCUUUUAGGUUAUUCAGCUUUGAUUAACAUAAGCCCUAACAAUUUGCUGCGAUUUCCAGUCAAAGUCUGAGACCAAGAAAGACGAGCAGAAAAAAAAUCAAACGCAGUUUUCUUAACAUAAAUAUAUGGAACGAUACAAAGAAAAAGCAUAUUUCAAUAAUUAGCAGAUUAAUAAGAAAUAACGAGCACAUAGAAAACAACUUACACACACAUUAAACUACAUGAAAGUCAUGAAAACAGUCAUUAUUAAGAACGCAAAGGAACGUGUAUUUCCCUUCCUCCAUGUUGCUGCAGCCUGUGCAUACGAAGCAGGAGUACCCAUCCUUCUUGUUUUUUGUGCAGUUUUUGCAUCUGGCUCGCUUUUCAACCUUUUUAGGCAGAUGCUUUUCAGCCCCCAAGUCUGAAUUGACUUGUCUACCGCGUUUUCGACCACUUCUGUUGCUGCCAAGGAGCUGCAUGGCUAAUUUUUUCCUGAAUUCGAGGAGUGUCAUGGUCUUCUCUUUCCCUCUCCGUGCAAACCGCUUAUGGUUCGGCGAAUCCUUCAUCAAUACGAAGGCAUUGGAAAUAGAUAGGUCCACCAAAAACCAAAGGAUAUAGGUCCACCAACGCCAAGAUUUUCUGGCACAGCAAUAAGCCGUCCACAUUUGGUCUGCUCUAUCCACUACAGCCAUGUUUUCGUUGUAGCUCCGAACAGGUGGUGGGCAUGAGAUUUUCUUGUAACUCCCAUCCUUUUGCAUUCUUUUAACGGAUGUUUCUGCCAAAUUCGGAUUACGGUUAGAAGGAAGCAGCCUGAGAGGCUUUCUCCCCUUUUUUUCCUGCCAUACUUUCGCAGUUAUGCCAUUCUUUUGCAAUGUUUUCGAUUCGCCUGGUUGCAACUUUAGGCCCAACUUCUUCCCUCUUAUUAAACGCAUCUCUUUCAACAGUGACUUGGCAUUACUUUUGACAGUGCCGCAUCCAUAAAUCCCAUUUUUUAGGAGGUUUUCAUGAAGGGCGACACAAUUGAAAUAGUUAUCGAAGUAAAGAUGGUGGUAUCUGCCACAAAUGUUUGUUGUCAAACCUUCAACAACCUUUCUUCCAAGUUCUUUCUCUCGGCCAUGAUUUCCUCCUGGCUUCCCAACGUAAACUUCAAACUCACAAACAUACCCGUUCUUGCUGUCUGCCCGCUCCCAAACCUUGGUACCAUAUUAAGUUGGCUUGGCUGGCAAGUACUGCCUAAAUGACAAUGUGCCACAAAACUUUAUCAUCGCUUCGUCUACAGCAUUUUCUCUGUUAGGACUGUAAUUCCCCAAACACUGUUUGUUGACAACUUCCAAAAGUGGCCUAAUCAAGUGGAGCUUGUCUCUGUUCGGAUCUUGCCGAUUAUAGCCAGUGCGAUCUUGUACAUGGAUAUACUGGGAUAGUUUUUCGAAUCUAUCCCUCGUCAUGAUCUCAGCAAUGGCAAAAUCACCAUAAAAUUUGUCCUGACUCCAGUACAUUUUGAAAUUCUGGCAGGUCAACCAAUGACAUGAAAAUUCUUAGGCCAACAAAGCAGCGCAUUUCAUCAGGUGUUGUUGGGGACCAGUGCUCGUCUACCUUGUGUUGCUCCACCUGCAACUGUAAGGCAUACAAAUUUUUUUGCUCUGCCAAAAUGCAGUAAAUCUCUUCAGGGAAAAUUUUCUCAAAAAAGUUUAUUUCUUUGGCUUCACCAGCAAGAGUGAAUGUUGCUCCGACAUCCUCUGUUCAUACAAAUUCUGGGAUGUAAACAUCGCAAAGCUUUUGUGUCCAUCCUUCGGCUACAUCGUCAUCGUCAGACAAUUCUUGGCUUCCCCGAAGCUGAAAAACUCGUUGAUAGAAAGGUCACUUUCCUCUGUGUUCUCCUUAAAUUUUCCAAAUUUAUUUCUUCCGACAAAAACCCAAAAAAUUCACUUUCUUUGUCGCUACUUGAAUCAAAAUAAUUGCAUGCAGCCAUUUUGCAUCGAAAGUUAAACAAACUAAACCUCUGAACUUUCAACUUUUGUUUUCUCCAGAUUUCUGACCGUGACCUACCCAAUCAUUUACCACCAUUUGAAUCUACAUUGUUCAAACUACAACAUGGUAUUGUCUGAAUAACCAGACUGCUUUUAGAGAGAAAAAUUCUUGGGAGAAAAAUGACUGCUUUUAGCCAAUCAGAGCUCAUGUUGCUGCAUGGCAACAGUCGGGAAACGGAGCGCAAAUAAAUUUGUUGCCAUGCUGCAACAUUCGGGAUACAAAGUAUGAAAAGAAAUGUUGUCGCACGGCAACAAUCGGAGUGUAUGAGUUUUAAUCAAAAAAUUACUGACUUGUUGUACCAAAAAGUCAGCAAAUCCCAUCGUUCAUCUACAAAAAAAGAAGGCGGUUAGGGAAAGUUGCUGCAAAGGAUUCUCGUUAGGCAUAACAAGUUGGGGGCUGGCUUUACAUAAUUCGCAUUACAACGGGCUUCCUACAAAAAUCAAAUUUUCUUGCAUCAAGAAUAAACAGCAGUUGAUUGCAAUAAAACCGAUCUAGUUUCCUUUUAUCCCAAAAGCACAAGAACAGGUAAAAAAUUUUCGUUCGCGGCGGGGGUCUAGCGGGCGGUUUUUAGUGUUUCACCGAAAUGAGCACAAAAUCAUUUGAAAUAAGGAAUAUCUAAAACACAUAAGAACAACAACCCUUACCUGUAUUCGCAUGCCAUCGAUUCUGAUGCCAGUGAAGAAGGGGAACAGCCUACAUCCUACAAAAUGCCAAUAAACUCUCCAGAUUUCCAAUAAGUCAUGGUUCAAAAAUAAAAAAAUCUGAAAAAAUCCAUAUUCAAAAACUUACUGGAAAAAGACAAUGAAAGAAGAAAUAGAUGUUAAAAAUAAGGAAGUUCUUCUUACUUACAAACCCAGAUUGGAAGGUAUUCUGACGUUUUAUGCUCUGAGGAGUGUCAGACGAAAAAGCUUUUAGUUUGUCGUAAAAUGUUUGCUUUUUUCAAAGCCAUUUUCAAAUUCUGUACCGCAAAAAAACUGUUCACUUCUUCUUAAUUUUAGAAAUCUUGUAAACAAACAUUGUCCUAAGAAAAAGCAGGAUAAGCGGGCUUUAGAGCUAAAAAAACAAAACUUGGAUUAAUUUUCGAACUCAAAGAGUGAUAAAAAUCAAAGAUUAAUUUUGCUUGGCACUAUAUCAGAACUGUUUACUCUUAGUAUCAUCAGUAAUCUGUGAAUUUUUUGUGCUUUUAUUACUAACCUGAACAAUUCCAUGUUAUUUUGGUUGUCAACAGCUGGACUAACAUCUCAGGAACAUCACUUUACAAAUAUCUACCUUUUUAAAUUGACUUUUGUCUGAUCCAUGAGUAAAGAAACCGUGAUGUGAUCCGUCUUUUACAGGUGUUACAGGUGGCCAGUCAAGAAAAAUGGAUACCUAUUUGCAAGGCAUGUUGGAAAAGUUCUGUUAAAAAUCCAUAGCGCUCUUCCACAGGACCAUUUAAUUUCAUUGAACUUUAGGUGCUGGUCUCUUCACAUCUUGUCAUCAUGCAGUCCUAGCAUUCACUGGCAGCUUCACGCCAUCAUUAUGAAAGCAGGCACAUGUAUUAUUAGCGUUUUGAAUGAGCUCCAAUGAAUUUGUAAAUUGGAUUAAAAAAGAAGACCAUUAUUCGAUUGUCAUUGCUAGGGCAGGGUGCCUUUCUUGAAAAAUACAAUAUGUUACAAAAGAUUACAAUGGCUACGAUAGGGGUCCUUUCUUUCUCAAUACCAAAUUUAGAGAUUGACAAAGGUUGUGGAACCAGAGCCCAUUUUUGCUUUAGGACUUGUUGCCAUUUAUUCGAGGAGGUAAAGGGAAAAGUGAUGUUAUGUUUCUGGAACCCUCUCUAGGAAAAUUUUGACAGGGUUCCAGAACCCUUGGAAGCCAGUCUGAAUCCGCCACUGUGUAUAAAGCAACUAAAUCCUACUGCACAUAAAGACUGCAAUUUUGUUAUCUUGGGAUAUAUUUCACCUGAUUUAUUAAUAACAAUUUUCUAAGAAAGACUCUUGAAUAUCACAGGUUGGGGUAUUUUCAGUUUCUCAGUUAUGGCCACCAGUGCUAGUGAAUGUUACAUGUCCCUAGGACUAGUAUGCAAAUUCAACAUAGACCAUCCUAAUAUCGAAGCAACUAAGCAUCUGAACAGAAGUCAAUUGCAUUUAAACAAUCUUGGUGACACUAUCAUAACAAAUAAUUAACUUAGUUCUCUCCAUUUUUGACUCAGUACUGAUAAUAAUAACGGGGAUGUCCGCUUGACUCCUUCGCAGGGGGUUCAAACGGUGGCUCCUGCGGCUGGUUCCCCCGGUGCUACCGGACUUGGUAGCAGGAAAGGUAUGGUGGUGGCAUCCUUGAACGUAAAUAGCCUAAUGCUAAAUAUCAACAAGAUCCGUUUAUUGAUUAAAGAGCUUGGCAUACACAUACUUGCCAUAAAUGAAACAAAGAUUGAUAAAAAUGUGCAUGAUGAUCUUGUCAGCAUAGAUGGCUACGCGAUCAAGAGAUGUGAUCGUAACGGUGGCGGAGUUGCAGUUUACAUAAAAGAUACCCUCUUUGAUAAAUGCACUGUCCGCAAUGAUCUUCCUGAAUCCACGCUUGAGGCUUUGUGUAUUGAAGUAAAACCAGUUAGGUCUGCACCUUUCGUUGUUUUGGCUUGGUAUCGCCCUCCGAAUGAGGCAGUUGAAAAUUUUCGUCUUUUGGAGGAAAGCCUUCAAUUCCUUGAUAAAGAAGGUAAGGAAACUAUUCUUUUAGGAGAUACAAACUGUGAUUUGCUUCCAAAGUCCUCUGAUCAUGAUUGUCUGAAUACUGACCUUUUACCGCAUUCAAAACACUUGACAGAGAUAUACGAACGUUUUGGCGUUCAUCAAUUAAUUAAAACAGCAACGAGAGAAACACUGAUCUCCUCUACUUUGAUUGACCAUAUUGCCACUACUAACAAGUCAAACAUAGUAGUAUCUGGCGUACAUCAAACUAGUAUCAGUGAUCAUUAUCUACUCUACAGUGUUCGAAAAUUUCGGGGUGGGGUAAAAAACAGCACAAAAAUAUCAGUACCAGGUAAAUGAAAAACUUUAGCAAAGCUGAAUUUCUUGACGAUUUGCAAAAAAUAGAUUGGAAAGACAUACUGAUGAUGUUAACAUCAUAGUGAAACAAUGGACAUCUAUGUUUUCCCUUGUACUUGAGAAACAUGCUCCCUUACGCAGUAGGGGAGUUUCAGAAAGAUUCUGUCCAUGGAUAACCAAAGAGUUCAAACUUAUAUGUGCAUCAAGGGACAAACUGAGAAAAAGCAAGCUAUUAAAUCUAAAUCUGAAGUUUUAUUUGAUGCGUAUAAACAAAUGAGAAAUAAAGUAAAUAAGGUCAAUAUCGAUACGAAGCGCGAUUAUUUCUCGAACAAAAUUGAUUCUAAUGAAGGUGACAUUAAAAGUACGUGGAAAACUAUUAAUUUGGUAAUAAACAAAAAGUCAAAGACCACGCAGAUUACAACUCUGGAUGUUGAUGGGGAAAAAAUUUUCAAUCAUGAAGCUAUCGCAGAACAUAUGAACACCUAUUUUUGUAACGUCGGUGAAGACCUUAGUAAGAAAAUUCCUGCCACACAAAACCCUUUUUGAGGGUAAAUAUUCGGUAAAUCCAGAAGGAGCACGGUUUCACUUUCAACCUGUAAAUUCACACCAGGUCGCAAGUGUCUUGGGGAAAUUCAAAACAUCUAUGGGUUUUGGCACUGACUGCAUAGCAAAUCAUUUUUUGAAGAUCGGUCUCCCAGUUAUUUCAGGCUUCCUCUCCUCUGUGAUAUAUUUAAUCUGUCUAUUGCCACAGGAGUUUUUCCAGAUUCUUGGGUAAAUUGCUAGAGUUGCUCCUAUUUUCAAAAGUGGUCAAACUGAUGAUCGUUUUAAUUACAGACCUAUAUCUGUUCUUCCUGUUCUUUCGAGAAUUUUUGAAAAAAUGAUCUUCAACCAACUCUAUAAGUACUUGGAUACAGACAAACACUUGUUUUCUAAACAAUCCGGUUUUAGACGCCUGUACUCUGUUGUAACAAGCCUCCUGUCCUGCACUAACGAUUGGUAUAAGAAUAUGGAUACUGGGAAAUACACUGCAUUGGUGUUCAUAGUCCUAAAGAAAGCGUUUGAUACUGUUGAUCAUGAUAUCCUGCUAAAAAAGAUGCAGGAAUAUGGAAUUUCUGGUAUCGAGCAUGCAUGGUUUACAUCAUAUCUCCAAGACAGACGACAGUUAUGCAAAGUCAAUGGUGUUUCGUCACGAAUAGAAGAAAUACACUGUGGUGUACCACAAGGAUCUUGUCUUGGGCCUCUUCUUUUUAUACUUUAUAUCAAUGACCUUCCGUAUUGUCUGGACAACUGCCAGGUGACUAUGUAUGCUGAUGAUACCAGUAUCUCCUUUUUUGCAAGGAACGUCAGAGAUCUGAACGUGACGCUUAACAAAGAACUUGAUUCUUUAAGGGAAUGGCUCAAAGACAAUAAGUUAUCAUUGAAUGUCCUGAAGACACAGGCGAUGGUCAUUGGAUCUCUGCGUAACCUGAAGAAGAUUUCGACAAAAUCAGUGGAACCACCAUUAUUUUCUAUUGGUGGCUCUGAAGUUGAAAUGGUUGAUAAGGUCAAGUAUUUAGGGAUGCAAAUUGAUAAACAUUUAGCUUGGGAUGAACAUAUCCAUUUUGUAUGAUCGAAGGUUUCUCAGGCUAUUGGAUUUCUUAAAAAUGGCAAGAUGUUACUUCCAAUAGACACUCUCUCUAAAAUGUAUCGUGGUAUCGUUGAACCGCAUCUCCGCUACUGCUGCUCAGUCUGGGGGGCAUGUGGGGGGACAGGGUUGCAGGUGCUGCAAAAACUUCAAAACUGCGCAGCUAGAAUUGUGACCAACAGCAGUUAUGAUUCUUCUGCUAGUGCUUUGAUUAAAGUUUGAAUUGGCCUACUGUAGCAGAUUUGUUAAAAACCGAGACAGCUUGCAUGGUUUACAAAUCGAUAAAUGACCUUGCUCCUGAUUACCUGUCAGAAAAAUGUUCAUUAAAAAUUCGACAUGCAGUAGGAAAAAUUUGAGAAACACCACAACUGAUCUUCAAGUCCCACUAAUGAGAACAAGUAAUGGUCAGUGAGCUUUUUUAUAUCGUGGUGUUGGAGUUUGGAACCUCUUGGGUUGUGAAGUCAAGCAGGCAUCCUCAUUGAAAGCAUUUAAAGAAGCUUUAAAAAAUAGUUCAUUUAUUUAUUUAAUCAUUUGUUCAUUAUUGUAAUUAAAUUGGGGUUUUACUUCGUAUUUAUUUUUAACUUAAUUUGUAAUGUUUUAUGCACAGCCCCUUGAAAAGCAAUCUAUCGAUUGACGGGGUUACCGUGCUUAAAGAAAUUAAAAUGAAAUGAAUGAAAUGAAACACCAGGUGGAUGUUUCUGGCAUGUCAAGCAAAAAGUUUUGGCUGCAAAAUUCCCUACAGAGGGGACCCAAAAAUCAGCCGCUUACUCGCUGCUACAAAUGAUUUGUCAUAACAUGUUAUGAUGGAUCGUGCAAGGAAUGAUUUCUAUGGGCUACUUGUCACUGUACAGCAAAAUGUCCCAAAAGCAAAGUUUGAAUGGCAAAUCCCUUACAUUAUUUGGCAAAAAUCUGUCUUUGAAUUUUUAUUUUAUAUUUCCAAAAAUAUGAAAAGUGUCAUUAUCGUUCCUUCAUUAUUGUGAAAAUCGUCAGGCAAUAUAUAUUUGUCAAUACUGUGUUCUUUAGGGGAGCAACCUUUUUCAUAUUCUUAGCGGCUGUUUGAGGAUUGUAAAACUGUACAGUUUAUAGCAUUCUUUUAUCAAAAGCAGAUUAAUGUUGUAUCUAUAUUGCUACGGCUUGACAAAAAGUUGUGGAGAAAUGGGAAUUUGUGGAGCAGAAUUUUUAAAUUGUCAUUUGUGGUCAUGGAAAAAUGGUGUCAAUAUAAGCGAAGACAAAGGACGGUCACUGUUGGUAACACUUUUAAUGCAGCAGUUGUUCAUCCCGGUGUUUAUGUGGAAUGUUGCCAGGAGUGCCCAAAUUGGCUUUGGCGGAAACUUCAGCACCAUCAUCCACAAGGUAAACUGGUCUUCUUUUCCAUUGGUAUUUUUUGAAUGUUUUUUACUUUAGCCCAGAGAGGAGGGACAAAAAAAGACAAAAAAACAGAAAAUCAAAUAAUAUUUACAAACCUGCUAUUUUUAAAUGUGGAUAUAUUUGUAAAAGUAUACAUUUUUCUCAAAAAAUAACUUUUUGAAUGCAAGCUACAGUUUUUGAAGAAUGUUUUUGAAGAAGUAAGUGCAAGGAGAGAGGAUCAAGUGUAGUAGUCGGUCUAAAACAGUUAAUCAAAAGAAGUACAAGGGAAACUCUUACAACUGCCACUCUGAUUGAUCAUAUUGCUACAACUAAUAAAGCUUUUAAGUAGAAUCUGGUGUUUAUGAGACAACUAUAAGUGAUCACUAUUUGGUCUACUACGUUAAAAGAUUUAGAGAUACUGCUAAAAAACAGCACAAAAACAUUUCCUCUCAGCAAAUGAAAAAUUUCAACGAAGAAAACUUUCUUAGUGAUCUUCAAAAAAUUGCCUUGAAAAGCAUUGUUUCAAAUACCGAUGAUAUGAGCCGCAUCAUUGAGCAAUGGACAAAUAUGUUCUCAUUGAUUCUUGAAAAACAUGCUCCUUUACGCUGCAGCAGGGUUUCAGAAAAGUUUUGCCCCUGGUUGAUGAAGGAUUUCAAAUGUUUGUCUGCUACAAGAGACAGGUUAAAAUUGGCAGUUGUACGCUCAAAGUCCAAAAUUUUCAUGGAUGCUUAUAAACAAACGAGAAAUAGGAUUAAACAAAAUUUAAAGCGCUACUAUUUUACAAAUAAGAUUGCCCUUUCCCAAGGUGAUCUUAAAAACACUUGGAAAACCAUCAACAUGGUUCUCGAUAAGAAAUAAAAAAGGACUCAAAUUCAGUCACUUGAUGUUGAUGGUAAGCAUGUUACCGAUAAUAAUGCUGUUGCUCAGACAAUUAAUGAUUUCUUUUGGCAAAUCUCUUAGUGACAAAAUUCCACAGAAAGCCAACCCCCUUGUUGAAGAUAAGCUGGAAAUGAACCCUGAAAAUUUACAGUUUAAAUUACAAGCCUCUGAUGUUCCUCAGAUAAAAAAGGUUUUUGGUAAAUUCAAAACGUCCAAGUGUUUCGGUCCUGGUGGCAUUGCUAACCACUUACUAAAGAUCGCAUUCUCUGUCAUUGCAGAAUCUCUCUGUGACAUUUUCAACCUCUCAAUUGCCAUUGGAGUUUUUCCUGAAAAUUGGAAAACUGCAAGGGCAGCAGGUACUCUUAAAAUCCAUUUGUCCAAGAUAUGUUAUCAGAUACUUUUCGGACAAGUCUACAGUUUUAAGCAUAUGUUCAAUACCUGAUAAUAAUUCCACACGCUGAUACACUGGCAUCAUAUCUUUUGUAAAUGAUUUGUAACUCUAGCGUAGAGGCAGGUGCAACACAUUCAUUAGGCUAGCAGGUGCUGAGGCACCCCUUUAAUUUUUUCAAAGAUAUGCUGCAAAACUUUCGAAAAAUUAUGAGAAUGAAGUCAUGUAUUUCGUCAGAUUUCUAAAGAUUUCAAGAUCGAUUUUAAUCGAAAAGAAUCUCCUUCCCUAGGCCAGAGAAGUUGCUUUCUUUGUAAAAUCUUGGAAGAUAGUGUCUCGCUAGCUGAAAAAUCAUCAUUUGAUACCUAAAUUUGAGGGCAAUACAUCAUUUGGUAACUACAAAUUUUGUCAGCCAUGUGGCCGUUUCAAAUAAAGUCAAUUGGACUGAAAAUUCUCUUCAUGCCAAUGCCAAUUAUGAAUAAAAAACUUUGAUUUUCAACAUGGGGCAUGUUCUGACAUUCUAAAUAGGGAGCCAUCCCCUGAUCCCCUGUUUAUUUUCCUGUGACAAUGCUUGCAACAAACUGAUUCUCAGCUAAAGCAAAGUUUUUCCGAGCCCGUUUCACAAGCCCUAAAGUUUUGUGACUUUAGCAUCUAUUGGCGCCCUUUUGGCUGCUUUUCCCAGUGGGUCAAAUGGUUGCCAGUCCGCCACUGAUUUUGACAGUGUUUGACUGUGGACAUAAAUGAGAGUAACCAAAACAAACCAAUGUCUACCAGAAAAUAUUCUAAAUUGAUAGAGAGUAAUAGGUAUGGAAAGAAACUGCAUAUUAGCCAGUGAGAAGAUAUAAAAAAGAAUAAGAAGUUUUGCUCUAAUAACCAGGCUAAAACUGUUGGUAUUAUCUAAGGUGAAGCUAUAUCUUUUUAUUGUAAAUGAGUGUUAGGCACACCUUGCUUUCCAGGGAAUGGUUCUCUGGCAUCAUCACAAAGAACAAAGAGCAAUGAAUCGCACUUCUCAGAUAACAUAGAGUUCGAAAUAAUUUUAUCUGAGAAUGACAAUGCUGAGGUAGGCCAUCAACCCUACACAAAGGAGCUGAUCAAAACUCUCUCAAAGUCAAAAUAUGGUUCAAAUAAGGUCCCGAAGCACUCUCCAAGAAAUGAAAAAUAUGAAAUAUGGACACAAUAUGGCAGUUAAUCCAAGGAUAAUGCUCCUGGACUAUAGGGAGCCAAUUAUAGGUUUGUGGCUUCACGACCUGGACCAAAUUUUCACGCACGGCCUUCGGAUUUUGAUAUGAUUUUUCUACGGAUUGCGGCUUCAGCAAAAGUUGCAUCUUUCGGUGUAUAUUCGCGACAGUUUACAGCUUUUAUGAUGCGGUUGCGUUUUCUGGCUGCAAUAAUGGCUUGCGGCCAGGCCCUUUACUUCAUAUUGAAGGGUGUUGAAAAGAGCUCUAGGGGUAACGUUUAAAAUGGACAAGCCACUGUCAGUUAGGACAAAAGAGAGAGAGGAAAUCUAAACAAUAGUUUUGAUUUGUGUUCAUAUCAUGGAGGAUAAUAGACCAAAUUAGGUCAAAUCACAACGUCUAGAAUAUGAUAGUGAUUCACCAAAAAGUGAAGCCAGCAAUUGUUCGAGCGAAGAAGAGGAUAGUGGUACAAUGACGGGUCGAGUAGCGAGAGAGGCUUUGUUCCUCCUUGGCUCAAAGUCGCAGUUUGGUCGUGCAGUUAGGUUCAAUGGUUGAUUUAUUCAGUAGACCUAAAUUGUUAGUUUUAGUUCUGUUUUUCGAACUUUGACCCAUUCAUUACUAAAAGUCUAGCGUCUUUAAAUGUUUCAGGGUAUGUGAAAAAUACUUGGGUACAGUGGCGUACCCAAGGUGGGAAUAGGGGGGACUUCUAGACCCCCCACUAUUCUAAAAUAUAAUCCUCCAGAUUUGUCCAAAAAUGAUGUAAAACUCAUUUGGGGGGUGUAGUUUACUGUAUGCUUGUGUCAAUAACAAUUGUAAAGUACUUUGCUAAUUACUGUAGUUAACAUGAAUCAAUUAAUGGCGGAAAAUUUUGCAAAAAGGGCGUUUCCCCGCAUUCGCGAGUGUUUGAAGGGCGUGAUGAAAAAAAAUUCGGGGGACUUCGCCCCAGACCCCUCACUACUCCGGCCCUGGGUACGCCACUGCUUGGGUACAGACAAAUACGAAAAAUGUUAAACGCUUUUCAUGAAAAUAUGCAGUCAAUAGAUUUUUAAAAAUUUUUGGAUUGACACAAUUGCUUGCUGUGAAACAGAAUGAGAAGCAUGAGAAACAGCGAUUUCUAGCAAUGUAUCCUUUUUCUUAUUAGCAAGUAAUUGGCUUUUUGUGUUUCUGGACGUUUUGCAAGGCGGCUGUGUCUUUGCGAUUUCUUUCAUUGCGGAUUUUGGCUGAUUUUUGCUUGGUUUGGCGGCUUCAGGACCCCCUUUAAUAGGCCCCACUAUAGUAUCGAAAUCAUUUUUUGGGCAAUUUAAGACAUGAAACAAUUGAAACAGGGCAUUUAGAGCUGGAUGAUGCAUGUGUUCAUGGCAGUGCUUGUCAAUCUGAAUUAAAGGUUGAAAGCUGAAGAGUACAAAAAGGCAAUUUCAAAUAUACAGAUCCAUGCGGAGCCUGCUAUUAAUCGCAUGAAAAAUUUAGUCUUUUGAAGGGUACAUUGCCCCUCACCCUUCUUCAAUAUGCUAAUGAUAUUGUAAGGAGUUGUGCAGCAAUUUGCAACAUACAACCAGGUGCAGCAAUUUGUAACUCUUAUCAGGCCAAGACAUCGAAAUUUUUUAUUCAUUUACCAAUAAUAAUUGUUUAAGUUUCCUGCUAGAAAAAGUCUUCCUCCUUAUCAUCAAGCUCUGGAUAACUACCUAAUAGCUGCCCUCCCGUUUGUUUUAUCAAAUUUUGAAGAAGAAAACAGUCAACUGGUUGAAACUUCUUUACAAUGUUUAUGUGUAGGAGCACCUUGAUGAAGCAGCAUAUUUUUAAUUUUAGACCUUUUUUAUCUAGUUGAUUCUCAUCCUAAAGAAGACCAUGUUUUAGGAGUUGAUUUUUGAGAACUUCGAGCCUAGGAAAUUCUUAUUUCAGUCAAUUAUUUAUCUAAAUUUUAAGCUGUCCUUAGUCACAGUCACAGGCUUUAAUUUUUUUAAAUUUUUGAUUAGCCCAUAAUUUUUCAACUUGAGCAUUGUUCCCAACCAUUGUAGGUAGAAUCUUGUAUUUCUGAUGAGUGUUUACUUUUUCAACAUAUGAAGUCAAAGUAGAUUUGGGAAAAAUUAUUUCUUCACUAUUCUUGUAACAUUUUUCACUGAGUGAAGUAUUUGUGAUUUGUUCUCAAACUAAGAAUGUUGGACCCAGAAUCAGUUGCUAAAUAUGGCAGUUUUGCAUCAGGAUCGGUAGGGGAAGUAUGAGCUGUGGCAUUUGUUUUCAAGACAUGACGUCCCACAACAGUCGCAGUAUACAAUCCUGUCAGGACUAACACCAAUAAAUGGUAGUUCUUUGGAAAGGAACAAACGACAUUCCUUUAGUGCUGCACUUUUAUGUUCCCUGGUAAAAUUCUCAAAAAACUUUGCUGUGGUAUCCUCUUUCGUAGCAAGGCCAUACUUUAGUCCUUGCAGACUGACAAUUACCAGCUUUUCUCCUGAAAAUUAUGCGAAAAUCUAACUAAAGUCUGCUGCUCCUUUACUUAUAUGGGUUAACAUCCCUGUCUUGAAAGCAUGGGUUUUUGAUGCAGUAAUCAGGUGUCUCCUCGCUGAAAACCAAAAGUCAUUACAACUUUGGCCUCUAGUUGUCUUAUCGACUUCAGAAAUUUUGUCUGUUAAACAGAAUAAGCUGCCAAUGAAUUCCUCUGCAGUGGAUGCCGACUGAAAUAAAUCAGAAGGGUUUAAUAAGUUAACUGGUCCCUUAUCUUCGGUAUUCAUGAUUAUUUAUUUCUGCUCAGCUGUGAAAAUGAUGGAUUAAUUUUCAUUGCAAACAGACCUGAAGGCUGAUACAAUGUCAGUUAGGUUUAAUUAUCCCUGAAUAUUGAUAGUGGGAUUGUAUCUCUCUUUUAGUGAUGACUUCAACCUUUUUUUAGAUUUACCUUUUCAAAGGUUGCACAUCUCUGUCAUUCACAAGGCCUUGAAGUGCAUGAAGGGUUUAACAAGCCCAUCCUUACUGCUGCCUCAAUCCUAAAAAGUGCAGCACCAUCGUGGUUCCAUGUUUGGGAAAUCCCUGCCAUGCAUGAACAAUGAGCAGCCAUAAUGUGCCAAGUUGUUUUCAUUAAACCAUAGUCAUAAGAGAGAGAUAGUCUGGAAGCGAACAAUGGGCUAUUGUUUUCUGCAAUUGUACGCGCCUUGAGGUUGAACCAGCAACAUCAACAACUAGAAGGUCACAAUUCGGCUGAUUAUGGCUGCUAACAAACACGAAUCUCUACCUGUUGAGGAACUUGAUGAUAGUUUGUACCUGAUUAACGAAGGAUUUCUGGAAGAUGAGGAUUUGAAUAGUCAGAUUGAAGAUAUUGCCAUAGAAGUUACCAGAGAUUUUGAAUGGUUUCGAAUGCAACGUCUGUGGGAAGGCCUGCAAGGCAUGCCGUGGACUAUCAAGGCACUCAAAUUCGAAACAUUGUCAUGUUACUUCUUCCUCUGACGCACCCGUAUCUUCCUUGUCCAGUGCUGCACAAACAUCUUCUUCUUCUAACUAUUCUGCCGAUGAAAUAAGUCGUCAAAAGCUUCAUCCACUACAGCUUAAAGCCAUUGUAUUGAAAUGCGCUAAAAAGAUCUCUUCAGAUAAAUGCCUUCCCUCGAGUUUGCGAGAGCAAUUUUCUAAGGGAUUAUUUAUGUUCACAAAUGACCUGUUGAAUUUGGUCGAAAUUGAGAAAAGUUAUAGAUAGUUUUAAGGGCGAUGCUGAAAAAUUUUUUUCUGGUCUUUUUUCGUUAUUGGUUUUCAAUGUUCUUACAUCAAAAGUUGAGGAAUCUUUCGUUACAAAUAUGUUGAUGUCAGAAGUAGCAAAUCUUUUAUUGAGUCAUCUAUCUGGUGUUGAAAAUUUGGAUGGUACAAAGGAGCCUGAGUCUUUGUCAGCAAAGGAGGAGAAAAGUUUGCAAUAUCUGGCUGGUUUUAUUUUACAUAAACUUUAUUCAAAAUUGUUUAAUUCUACUAAAGGCAGAGACAUAUAUCAACAAAUUCUUUCUCUUCUACAAGCUUGCAAAGUUGAAAUUGAUGAAUCUCAAACUAUUAUUAAUGCUCUUGACAAAGAUGGUUUAUA
Rhopilema esculentum is the source of this 22336-nucleotide messenger RNA. NCBI's taxonomy places the organism in Eukaryota, Metazoa, Cnidaria, Scyphozoa, Rhizostomeae, Rhizostomatidae. The record is from RefSeq and is a predicted model, not a curated record.